Molecule: messenger RNA, 4317 nt
Organism: Tigriopus californicus
Lineage: Eukaryota; Metazoa; Arthropoda; Copepoda; Harpacticoida; Harpacticidae
Product: adhesion G protein-coupled receptor L2-like
Exons: 18
Coding region: 241-4173 (1310 amino acids)
Biological process (GO): cell surface receptor signaling pathway; adenylate cyclase-activating G protein-coupled receptor signaling pathway
Cellular component (GO): membrane
Molecular function (GO): G protein-coupled receptor activity
Source: RefSeq, a predicted model, not a curated record
CCCGGUGUUCGGCCAGGAUUUCGCCGGAGUUGAACAAAUGCAUUAGUUAACAAUUUAGCGGACGACUGACGAGGUCAGGAAUGCCUGGAGAGAUAAAUCUUAUAAUCUCAAUCGGUGUUCGAGUGAUAAGCCCAAAAAUAUGAGUGACAGCUAACAAGUCCUCAAAUAGUGUGUUUUGUGUGAGCGUUAAACACUACACACAUUUCUUGAUUGUUCAACUUGAGGCAAUCGAUAUCCAUCAUGAUGGAUAGAAUUUCCGUUCUCGGACUAAUUCUGCUAGUUUCAAACGCUGGCUGUGGCAACUACUUAAAAUGUCCCAUGAAUCCAUGCGAAAACAAGGGUCAAUGCAUUGUUAUGUCCCAAUCUCCCUCAUCAUUCGUUCUGAAUUCAAACAAAAUCCAAACACAAGCAUUCUUUCAUUCGCCCGAAGCCAUGGAUUGGUACCAAAGCAAAUCCUUUUGUCAAACCAAUCGAGCUAGUCUCUUCGAUCCGGAGAAGACCUCAUUCAACAUGGAGGGCGCUCAGAAAUACAUGCAAAUCGGAAACCUCGACGUCCCCGAACAAGUUGACGGGUACUGGUUAGCCAAUCUGAUCGACAUGAAAUGUGAAGUGAUCUUCAAAGACACCUUUGAGCUAGCCCUCGUCCCGUGCACACUCGAAGGCUUCUUUGUUCCACUUUGCAUCCAGGAACGCACACCAACCCAAGAUGAUACCAAAGAGAACGAAUUCAUCUACACUUGUCAGUGUCGGAACAAUUUUGGUUACCAGAAUUGCACGGAAAUGACCAGUGGAAGUGGGGGGUCCGCGGGCAAAACGUUCUGCCAAGUUGAAAAAACUGACACAUCGGAGAGCAUUAUCUCUUUAAAUGUAGGAACGUCAGACAAAGUGAUCAUCAUUGACCAUGUCGCUUAUGGACGACCUUUCUUCAUGGAGCAAUCACUGACUGGAGCUGCAGCAUUCGCUUGUCGGGAGGAUGAUUACGCUCAAAAUGAAAGAGACUUUUGCGUGGCUUCGCAAUCUCUGGCAGCCAUGAUUUACUGGUGCCAAGGUAAAACUAGCUGUGAGGUCAAUACUACUCUUUUCCGAGAGAGCUCUAUCUACAAAGAAUAUUUCCUCGUGAAACAAUUGAGUAGUAGCGUUGAAGAUGCCGAGGACAGCUGUCAAAAUCAUGCUGGAACCUUGGCCAAUCCCUAUGAUUUUCAAGACAUAGAGAAGAUUGAUCACGCCAUGUUCAACAGCCCGGUGUGGCUAGAUGUGAGAGCAUUUUCCUCGCUAAAAGCAUCGCAUCAAAGUGAACAGUGCUUACUUUUAGGACCCGAGAAGGAAUUGGUGCAAACCCCUUGCCAAGGUCAUGAAGCUGGUUAUCCUGUGCUUUGCGAAGCCUCUUUUGGCUUUCAAGCCAUUGACUCCAGAUCGAAAAAGUCUAAGGUCAACCCCGAAGAUGUCACUUGUCUCAAGAGUCUUGGACAACGAAUCGUCGAAUAUCGUUAUCACCCCGAAGAUAACUUUGACAAGAAAUCCGUUUCUUGUCCUAUGGCCGUGGACUAUCGUCGAGGAGAUACUUGCUACAAAAAAACAGGCCUUAUGUCGUGGAAAGAGGCCCGAAGGCAAUGUUGGAAAUGGGGAGGUGAUCUGGCCUUCAUUCUUUCAAACAUGACCAACGCCGAGGAGUGCAUGCAACCGACUUUCAUUGCAGACAAAGAAGAGCUCUGGAUGGCCAGCAGUGAGGAAUGUCCCACAGGUGGGACACGAUGUCCGAUCCAGUUCUCUGACAUGGUUUUUGAAGAAGGAGUCUAUGACCUUUCAAACGAUAUUUGCUUUCCGGAUAUCGACACCGAUCUUGGCUGUGACUCAAAUAGCAAGAGUUGUGAGAAGCUGCGGAAAGGUUUGUGCGCCUUGGCACCCACCAAUCAACCCCGGUCAUUCCUACCAAUGCAACAAAAUUGUGAGCCAGUGCAAUCGGGAACUCCGGGAUGGCCCUAUCCUAAUUAUAAUUGGACAAUUGAGGGCGCCCCCGGCCAGACAACAGGCCAAGUUUGUCCCGAGGGCCAGGAUGGCUUGGCAUUUUGGCAAUGUGGGCAGGAAGGUGACUGGAUUGGACUUCCGGACAUGAGCAACUGCACCCGUUUGGAAAUCGAAGACGUACUAAACAAUCUCGAGGAUGAAACAAGCGUUCCGUCCGAUGUGAUUGGGAAUUUUUAUAACAAUGUGUCUUCGGGUGAAGAGUUGGCCUCCGGAGACGUCAACAAAGUGUUAACCGUCCUGGACAAAGCCAUCAAAGUUCAAGCCGACCGGAUUGAGGCCCAGGAGGACCCAGAGGCUUACGCUGACUCCUUCACUGAACAAGGCGUGAACCUUUUGGAUGACGUCUUACGGAGACAAACGGUGUGGUUGGGUUUAGAAGACAAGCAAAAGCGUCAAUCUCUCACUACGAUUCAAGACAAUCUAGAUGAAAUCACUCAGAGUAUCAUGAAAUAUUCAAAGUCCAAGCACCACUUGUAUUCUCCAGUCAGCAAGGCUGUCGAAGUUAAAAUUUCGCGGGAAAUCAAACUAUCUGAGGGGGAUUCCUAUUCAAGUGGUCAAUCUAAAAUUACCGUAUCCGGACGGAAUGAUGAGGAGAUCAGCAUCAGUUUCCAUAGCUUCCCGACCUUUGGAUGCAUUCUUAAUGCCCAAGAAGACUGCUUUGCGAUUAAGAGCGUGGAUGACACGGACGAGGUUAUUGCUAAGGAUCUAGUAAACUCGGUGGUUUUGGGAGCCACUUUGUACCAAGAUGACCAACGAAUUAAAAUCGAGGAUCAAUUCCUUGAAGUGAAUCUGACCUUUUCCUAUAACUUCCAAGGGGACAAAUACAAUUUGUCGAAGCCAAUGUGUGGUUAUUGGAACGGCUCUGGAUGGUCAGAAGAUGGUUGUGAACUCGUGGAAUCGGGUAGCCAAUUCAGUGUGUGCUAUUGUAAUCAUUUGACCAACUUUGGCGUUAUCCUAGAUAUCAACGGAAAUCUGGAGGGUCAGUUGAUUUUGAACUAUGUGUUAACGUGGAUCACCAUAGUGGGAUGUAGUGCUUCCAUAAUCAGUCUAGUCAUUUGCAUCGUCGUCUUUCUCACUGUCCCAGGACUUCGAGGCGAGCGGACCACGAUCCACUUGAAUCUUUGCUUCUGUCUUCUCUUUGCGGAGAUUCUACUCCUUUCUGGUCUGGACGCCACCUCCAAUCCUGGUGUGUGUGGAACCAUUGCGGGUUUUCUUCACUUCCUCUUUCUGGCUGCGUUUGCGUGGAUGUUUGUGGAAGGGGUUCAUGUCUACUUUAUGCUCGUUAAGGUGUUCACUUUGGAAAAAUCCCCCGUAUGGAUUUAUUACUUGGUGGGUUAUGGCACUCCAGCCAUCAUUGUCAUUCUCAGCGUAAUCAUUGUGGAAGCAACUGGAAGUCAUGGUUAUGGAACGGAUAAGAACUGUUGGUUGGAUCAUCGUAAUGGCCUCAUUUGGGCCUUUGCUGGGCCGGUGAUCGUGAUAUUGGUGGCGAAUACGGCUAUGUUUGUAAAGGCAAUGCUCAUCGCAUAUCGCUCAUUGAGUUCAAGAUCCACAUUGGCACCUGCAGUAGCCGCAAAUGGUGGGGGAAUCUCCAAAUUGAAUCGCAAAAAUCUGACCUUGGCCAAAGGUUCCUUUUCAUUAUUGUGCAUCUUGGGCCUCACGUGGAUCUGUGGAUUCUUUUAUUUUGCCAACGGAGCUGAGUGGCUCUCCGUGGUUUUUGCCCUUUUAAACUCGUUUCAAGGCGUAUUCAUUCUCAUAUUUCAUGUGAUACUCAACGACAAGGCUCGCAAGGAUGUGUCCUCCCAUUACCAAAGCACAUUCGCCUCUGUCAGCGGCUUGGUGAACCUCGACAAGCUGGAUCGCACGUUCAAGAACUAUUCGGUCAGUGAAGCGUCCCAAGCGAAUGCCAAGGCGUUCAAACAACAUAGACAGAAGCGAAGGCACUCCAAGGUUAUCAGUAUGACUGACAUCACUGAAUCCUCAUUUAUAAGGAACUCCCAAACAUCCUCGUCAGCAGCAAUUGAAGUCGGGCCUGUUGAGGGGGGAUCUUCAAGUCAAGAGGGAAGAGAAGGAACAACAAAUUCAGGUACCAAACUAAGCGAUGAGAAACUCAGUCAAUUCAAGGGAGGUGAAACCACCAUCACGGUCUAAGAAGGGCCGAUCCCACGUGCCCCUUUUGAGAUUGGGGGCAAAAUCUUGAAACCAAAGGCAUGCACAGAGUAGGGUGCAAAACUUUCUUAUUUGUCAAAAUGAAAAAUAUUAACAAAACACCGUAAUAAAUUCAUUUAAAUUGCA